Colletotrichum scovillei is the source of this 3735-nucleotide messenger RNA. Its product is annotated as WD domain-containing protein. NCBI's taxonomy places the organism in Eukaryota, Fungi, Ascomycota, Sordariomycetes, Glomerellales, Glomerellaceae. The record is from RefSeq and is a predicted model, not a curated record. The transcript has 2 exons. Gene Ontology annotation, molecular function: protein binding. Bases 767 to 3013 code for a protein of 748 amino acids.
CAACACCCACCCAUCUGGCGCUCCCAUACACAGUCAUAUACCUACGCAGUACGGAGUACAGUAAGGUACCUUACCUUACGUAGUACCUUGAGGGAGUACCUUGCCCACUGCCCGUCGGAGUUGUCCUCCUCCCUUGUCGCUUCCAUUGGAAUCCCAGCCAAAAGACAUCCCGCUCGGGUCCCAGUCCCGCUCCCGCCCUGCUACAACACCACUGCUGAGGUGGACUCGAUCUCGCCGCCUCUCCGCCUGACCGCAUUCCCAGCCAACAUCCGCACCAAACGGCUGCCGUCAGCGCCCUCGUCUUUCCACAUCUCUCCCUCAUACCACCGCCGACAACCUCCGCAACAACAACUCUGAAUCUUUGCACGUCGCUGACACGCUGCUCCUCUCGCUCACUGGCGUCUGCCAUCACUUCCUCGAACUCGGUUGUCUACUGUUACCGCCUUCAAUAGAGACGUCGCACACCCUUUCUGCAUCGGCGUCGGUUGGGACUUGUUGUGUCUGGUUUGGAAGGAGAAGGCCAAAGAGACGGGCCUUGCUCAAUAAGUCGGACGUCUGACUGGCAACACCAACUGCUGCCUUGUCCACAGAGGUGUCGGCUCUGGAGGGAGACAAUCGUCAUCUUCCAUUCGCAGCCGCAACAGCAACCACAAAAGAGGACGCAUCUAUCCGACCCGACCACGGGUGUUUCUCUCCCUUGUGCAGCAACCCUCGAUGUCCUUCGACCGGCCCUCGCUGGCUACGGCAUUCACCUGAACAGAUCACAAUGCGACCGAGAACCUCAGAAACGGCAUCCCAGCCUUCUCAGGCCCAGGCGACAUCCGUUUCCUCAAACCAUCACCAAGCCCUCGGGUCCGCCCCGCCUCCAGCCGACACUUACUCCGACCAACAAUCACAAUACCACCUCCACCGCGAACCCAACCAGCAGCAGCAGCAGCAACAGCCUCACGAUCCGCCAACACAUGGGCAAGCAGCGUACUCUUCUUACAGCCAAACGUUUCCCGUGAUACCCUCAUCCUACUACCACGAGCCUGGCUCAUUUAUACACGACGACUACGACGAUUAUGAAGACUACGACGAUGACGACGACGACGAUGUGGAGGAUGAGGAUGACGACCUAGACAUGAGCGACAGCGAUGGAGGUGCUCCCUUGGAUCAUGUCAUGACAGUCACCAGCCUUCUGUCUCCCAUGUCCGACAACGAGGCCGAGAUGGACCCCCCUCAGUCGUUCUCAGGGAAUCAUCACUUCGAGCAACCCGCACAUUCGCCACAAGAGCAGCACACGUCCACGGGGCCGCCUGCUCACAUGGUAAACUACUGGAACGUAUCGAUUGCAGCUGGUCAUGCAUUUCUUGAUCCGAUAGGAGCUCAUCAUCCCACCCCGCUUGAUACGACUCCUUUCCAUCCCAUGCUCCAUGCUGGAGCCAUGGAUGAUGACGACGACGACGAUGAUGUUUUCUAUCCACCCGUAGCCGAGCAGCUCCAGCAGUUCCAAGCAGUGGUUGCUAACGAGGACGAAAUAGCAUGGGAAAAUGCAGGUCCGCCGGCCCUCAGCAAUCCUAAUCCAAGCACUCUCGGCCCGGAAAAUCCUGGUUUGACCGAUUUUCUCAAGGGCUGGGCCUGGCGUAACGGAUUUCAGUCCCGAGGACCUAGUCCUGGGAUUCGUCAAAUCAAUGCACAGGUCUCGCGGGAUGUCACGCGUGUACGAUACUCGGAUCUGGAGGGCGAUGCAUACGACGCGCAGGGCAUCGACUGGGAAGCUUUAGGGGUGACACGCAAGAAUGCUCGAGAGCGGAGGUGCCUGGACUACAAGAACUACACCAACAGGACAGAUUCGGACAUAUGGGCGCCUCAUCUGCCAGACAGGAUUAUACGAAAUACCGAAGAUUUCUUCAGGUUUCGUCGCAUGGACAUCCGUCAAAACGUUCACUUGGCCCAUUUUCAGCUGCGCAAUAUUCUAGCAUGCGCUGGGCGCAGCCAUGCCUUCUACCCGGGUCAGCGAGCCGUUCACCGGAUCAACCCCGUAUCCGGAGAGAGUGAAGUAGCCAUGGACCUCAACGAUAUGAUUGGUGUACAAAUUUCAACUUUGGACGCCAACUGCGGCAUCUUGAUUGCUGGUACUUUCAACGGAGAGUACUGCAUGCGAAACAUUUACAGCCAGGACAAGAAGUACACCGAAGGACAAAUUACCAGCCACGUAAGUGGCAUAACCAACCAUCUGCAGAUCCAUGCUUCCAGGAACUCAUCCUCACCGCUGGCCGCCUUCGCGUCCAACGACCAAGGUUUCCGUGUCAUGGAUGUGGCCACCGAGAAGUUUGUUCUGGAUACGCAAUACGGCUGUCCCAUCAACUGCUCCGCGCUGUCCGCUGAUCGUCGUCUGCGCGUAAUGGUCGGCGAUAACUACAACGUUCUGAUUGCAAACGCGGACACCGGUGAAAUAUUGCAAGAGUUGGGAGGCCACCGUGACUUUGGGUUCGCGUGCGACUGGUCAGACAAUGGCUGGACCGUUGCAACCGGUUUCCAGGACAUGAGCGUGAAACUCUGGGAUGCUCGAAUGUGGACCAAUUCAGACGGUACCAGCAAACCACUCACCACGAUUCGAUCCGAGAUGGCAGGUGUCCGCAGCUUGAGGUUCUCUCCCACCGGCAGCGGCCCUCAAGUUCUCGUGGCAGCCGAGGAAGCCGACUACGUCAACAUCAUCGACAUUCAAAGUUUAGCCCACAAGCAGACAUUUGAUAUCUUUGGGGAGAUUGGAGGUGUCGAGUUCACCAACGACGGCCAGGACCUCAAUAUUCUCUGCAUGGAUCGCACUCGUGGAGGGCUGGUUCAACUGGAGCGUUGCGAUAUAGCGUCCAGCUCCGAUUUUGAGUACGCACAUCAAGCGGCGGCCAUGGAUCCUUGGUGGAGGCCCGGCCAGAGCGGAAUACUAUCUGAUGCAGAGAUGGUUCAAUCGAAACUGCCAGCUCAGCGGGAAAGAGGGUACGACCUCUUUGAUGAUUUGGAGCCUUUCUGAAAGGGCAUGAUACCCCCUCAUUGUCGUCAGCUACAUCUAUCAAUGUUGGCUGCGUCAGGGAUGCAUUAAUCUACUAGCCGUCGGCGUUUUGCGUUGUUUCGGCCGGCGCGUCAUGGCAAAAUUGGUCGAUUUGGCGUUAACUUACGAGCUCUACCAUGGCUUUCGAACCUUCGAGUUGCCCACACUCGAUGUGUGUGUGUGUGUGUGUUCGACAUAUAGACAGUGCCCGUGCCUUGGUGCGCUGGCCUUGGGAAACGACGGUCAGGAAAACAUUUCCAGGGUCCGAGACUUUUACAAGCAUCAUCUUCAUUUCCUUUCUUCAUAUUUUGACAAUCAGCACAGCGUAUUCACUGUUCAUACUGCAUGGAGGGUUUCCUGACGACGUUACGGAGGGAUGGUGGGGAAGGUAAAGGACGCGAGGCAUCGGUUGGUGUCUGCUGGCUUUCUCGGUUCUUCUUCUUGUCCGCGAUAUCCUUACCAGGGACGUGGCGGUGUCAGUAUUUCACUCGGUUGCGUAGAAACCGCCAUUGGUUUUCUGGUCGCAUCCUUUUUUGGCAGGGCGGGACAUGCGGAUACACAUUACUUUUUUUUUAUAACAUGAUGGAUGAAAACCUCGGAACCUCGGAUUUUUCAGCAUUUUGGCUUCAUUCUUUGGGGAGUUGGUAUUUCAUUGCUCGGUCUGUUUACUAGAAGAUGGAUUCCAUGAAAAGGCCAAAGGAGGG